This is a messenger RNA of Limulus polyphemus (Atlantic horseshoe crab), 930 nucleotides long. RefSeq names its product iron-sulfur protein NUBPL-like (gene Nubpl). The coding region runs from base 49 to 930 and encodes 293 amino acids. The transcript has 9 exons. Gene Ontology annotation, cellular component: mitochondrion. The record is from RefSeq and is a predicted model, not a curated record. Gene Ontology annotation, biological process: iron-sulfur cluster assembly; mitochondrial respiratory chain complex I assembly. NCBI's taxonomy places the organism in Eukaryota, Metazoa, Arthropoda, Merostomata, Xiphosura, Limulidae. Gene Ontology annotation, molecular function: 4 iron, 4 sulfur cluster binding; ATP-dependent FeS chaperone activity; ATP binding.
CUACCAGGUGGAGUUUAUUUAAUUUACAUUCUUAGUGUGCCCACAACGAUGACAAUAUUUUGUAAAUUAAACUUAAAGACAGGAUUGACCUUUCUUCAGUCAAGUAAUAAUGCUUACCAAACAAAAUGUGUCGUUAAAAUAAAAUCAAGGUAUCUACUGUCAGUAAACAGUUAUUCUCCACAGUCAAGAGAGAAUGACCAUAAUCCAAAAGCACCAAAAGGUUUACCAACGAAAUUGCCAAUUGCUGGAGUAAAACAAGUUAUAGUUGUUGCUUCUGGAAAAGGUGGAGUUGGAAAAUCUACUACAGCAGUGAACCUAGCACUGGCCAUUAAGAUGACUCAGAAGAACAAAGAUGUGGGAUUGUUAGAUGCAGAUGUUUACGGGCCUUCUAUUCCUAGAAUGAUGAACCUUAGUGGUCAGCCAGAAGUCACAAAUCAAAACUUGAUGAAACCCUUGAUGAAUUUUGGUAUUAAAUGUAUGUCCAUGGGUUUUCUUGUGGAAGAAAAGUCUGCCAUCGUGUGGCGUGGGUUGAUGGUAAUGUCAGCAAUUCAAAAGCUAUUGAGACAGGUAGCCUGGGGACCACUUGAUUAUCUAGUAGUAGACAUGCCUCCAGGGACAGGAGAUACACAGCUAUCCUUAUCUCAGAGUAUCCCUAUCACAGGUGCUGUCAUAGUGACAACCCCUCAAGACAUAGCUUUACUAGAUGCAGUACGAGGGACAGACAUGUUUCGUAAGGUUGGUGUGCCCGUUCUGGGUAUUAUACAAAACAUGAAUGCUUUCUCCUGUCCAAAUUGUGGGCACACCUCUUACAUAUUUGGCCAAGAUGGUGCUCAACGGGUAGCAAAACAGCUGGAUGUUGAAAUAUUAGUUCAUAAAGUUUCACUUUUGUACGUCAAUGGAAAAAAACUUCAAACAAGAAUCAGUGUAUAA